AUGGCGACAAUUGUGUGUCAAGGUUUGCAGUCAUGCCUAGACUCUCAUCUUGUGGAGCCAAGGACACUAAGGCUAAAGUUUUCUGCACCAGUAGCUCAUCACUUCUCCCCAAAUCCUGGAGUUAAAUCUUGGUUUCCAGAGGCUAACUAUAUAGAAGAGCCAAGGGAAGAGAAAUGCCAUUAUGAGGAGCCCUGCAUCAAUAAGCCUGUUGAUGUCCAUGACAACAACAAGGCCACCUCCAAAACCUCUGACUUGGGUGGCUGGAGCUUCCUCCAAGCUGUCUCCAAUCUCUCACAGAAAGGCCCUCAUAAGGAGGACAAAGAAAAUAUGUACAUCCCUCCACAGGUUUAUAAGACCCCAUCAGCUACUAAGCUGACUGAGAAGAGCUUGGAAUUGUGCACUGAGGACCUGGGCAGUGAGACUGGCACCAUCAUCACAGAAGACAACAUUUUCUCAUCAGAUUCUGAGGCAGAAGCAAAAGGCAAGAAUGUGAUGCCAAGGGAGCAACAAAAACAGAGGCAAUUUUCGGGUGGAAAGAAGGGUAAUGUUGUUCAUAGCUUUCCACCUCCCUUGACAACGAUAAGCGGCUCGGAUUCUAUCCAGGUUAGACCCCACAGGGAAGAUGGGAGGCUCAUAAUGAAGGCUGUCAAGGCCCCAACUACUCAAUCAUGUUUCCAAGCUGAAAGGAGCAAUGGCCGCCUUCGAUUAUGCUUUUCAAAACACUUUGCUCCUAAUUUUGACUCCGAAGAACUUGCCACUCAAGAUGACAAUGAAGGAUGUGAAAAUGACAGGAGUGAGGAAGAAGAAGAAGAAGAAGCAGAACAGCAAGACCAAGAAGUAGUGGGAGAGAAUAAAGAAGAAGAUUUUGUAGAACAAUUAGAAGGUGAUGAUGACGAAGGAGAAAAAUGUAUGUGUUUGAUUGAGGCUGAGGAGAUGGAUGGCAAUAGUUUGAAGGUUGGGGGUGAAGAAGGAAUGGACAAGUUUGGAAGGCCAAGCAGGUGCAAAGAAGGUGGUGAGCAUGAGAAGAAAGGGUUAUUAAACUGGGAGCCUUUUUGGGUGGCUACUUAA
This is a messenger RNA of Prunus dulcis (almond), 1068 nucleotides long. Its product is annotated as protein FANTASTIC FOUR 3-like. NCBI's taxonomy places the organism in Eukaryota, Viridiplantae, Streptophyta, Magnoliopsida, Rosales, Rosaceae. The record is from RefSeq and is a predicted model, not a curated record. Bases 1 to 1068 code for a protein of 355 amino acids. The transcript has a single exon.